CCAAUAAGAAAAUCAAGGAAGAAAAUCUGGAAGAUUUUAUAUGAUAUGAAAUCUGCCGGAUCUUGCUUUUCUCCAAACUGUCUGAUUUUCCAUGGGAUUUGCAUCUUUUUUUCUCCAUGGCCGACCCUUUUAAAGCUCAUCUCCCUUCACUUUCUCUCCAAACCCAAUAUUCCAAUCUUCUUCUUAUUCUCUGCUUCGUUGAAAUCACAUAUCUUCACCAACAAUGGCCAUGGCUGCGGAUGCUAAAUUCCAUGUUCUCGCCGUUGAUGAUACCCUCAUCGAUAGAAAACUCAUCGAGAAGCUUCUCAAGACUUCUUCUUAUCAAGUUACCGCAGUGGAUUCUGGAACCAGGGCAUUGGAGUUUCUUGGAUUGAAUAACAAGAACAGAAAUUCAAACGCCGAUGCAUCUGUUCACGUGGAAGUCAGUUUGAUCAUCACGGAUUAUUGUAUGCCGGGAAUGACUGGCUACGAUCUGUUGAGAAAAAUCAAGUGCUCUUCUUCUUUGAAAGACAUACCAGUUGUGAUCAUGUCCUCUGACAAUAUCCCAUCGAGAAUCAACAGGUGCCUGGAAGAUGGAGCCGAGGAGUUCUUUUUGAAGCCGGUUCAAUUAUCAGAUGUGAACAAGCUCAGGCCUCAUCUGAUGAAAUCAAGAUGUAAGCCGAAUAUUAACAAGAGGAAGGCUGUGGAAGAAAUCGCGUCCCCUGAUGGAACAAGAAGUAGAAGAUACAAUGAAUUGGAAGUGUGAUUCAAUCAAUCGCCUAAUUAAAUCAAUAUUCUUAUUUCUUCUGAUUAGGGAU
This is a messenger RNA of Hibiscus syriacus, 797 nucleotides long. RefSeq names its product two-component response regulator ORR9-like. Gene Ontology annotation, biological process: phosphorelay signal transduction system; cytokinin-activated signaling pathway. The coding region runs from base 224 to 745 and encodes 173 amino acids. The transcript has 2 exons. NCBI's taxonomy places the organism in Eukaryota, Viridiplantae, Streptophyta, Magnoliopsida, Malvales, Malvaceae. The record is from RefSeq and is a predicted model, not a curated record.